CGAUUGUUAUAUUAAUAUAUAGAAAACUAUGUCUAAAUCAUCAAACAGCGUUCUAACUUCUAAGAAUAUUGCAACGACGUCGUUGGUUCUUCACAAUUUUCAGCAUUUUCCAACUCAGUCUCCGCCAAAACCAAGCCACUCACGGCCGACACCAAGCGAAGCUGAACAGGAGAAGAGCACCGCUCAGAAAAACAUGGCGAAGGAAGCUAAAAACUCUCAGAAAUCUCGCUCGUCCUCAGCUACUGACUCAGUCAAGGCCCCAAAAAUGGCGUCCAACGAGAAAAUGGUGUUGAGGGUAAGACCAACUGAGGGAACGAAGAGAUCGGCAAGACCAAGCAUUGUUGAUGAGGAGGAACAGAGACCCAAAUCAGUCAAAAAGGCGAAAACCAAUCAGAAAAAGAAAAGUGGGAAGUUUGAUGCCAAGAAACCAAAGAAACCACCAACUGCUUUCUUCUUCUUCUUGGAGGAUUUUCGCAAGGAAUUUCAAGAGCAGAACCCAGAGGUCAAGUCAAUGCGUGAUAUAGGAAAGGCAUGUGGAGAGAAGUGGAAAAUAAUGUCGUAUGAGGAAAAGGUUCAAUACUAUGACGUAGCCACUGAGAAACGAGCAGAGUUUGACAGGGCCAUGGCAGAAUAUAUCAAGAGAAAGGAAAGUGGUGAGGAUCAAGAAACUGAGGAGGAUUCCGAAUUUGAAGAUUAAGCUGUAGAUUGCUGCAUCGAAGAAAAAGAAGAUAUUUCUGUAGGAGGGGACCAUGGAAGUAAACAAGUUGUAUAUUAAUCCAUGGGUUUAUUAUUUGUCUUCUCAAACAACUGUUGUCUGUAUCAUUUUUGUGUAAAUUACUAUCAAUUACGUUGUAGGUAGUGACUGCAGAUUUGAAAGUAUGUUCAAUAGUGAAAGAUUGUAGGUUUCAUCCUUAGUUGUUCUAAAUGAAUUAAAGAAAAUGCAUUUGAUAAUAA
Molecule: messenger RNA, 954 nt
Organism: Ziziphus jujuba (common jujube)
Lineage: Eukaryota; Viridiplantae; Streptophyta; Magnoliopsida; Rosales; Rhamnaceae
Product: high mobility group B protein 14
Exons: 6
Coding region: 29-697 (222 amino acids)
Source: RefSeq, a predicted model, not a curated record